Mesorhabditis belari is the source of this 243-nucleotide messenger RNA. The record is from the annotation of a GenBank genome assembly. Lineage: Eukaryota; Metazoa; Nematoda; Chromadorea; Rhabditida; Rhabditidae.
AUGUCCACCACAUCGCCGCGGAAACAAUCGGCCACCUCGUGGGCGAGGAAAGUAGCCCUCGGGACCUAUCAGGAUCCGUACAACAAGCCUGAGCACGAGCACACCUUGAAAGGUCGCGAGCUCUACUUGUUCGUCAUUUUCUACACCGUUUGCGUGGGUUUGAUCGUGUUGAUGUUCGAAUUGUGUAUGCCCGUUUUGUUCAACCCGAAUUACCCCUAUCCACCGGAUGAAUCACCGCCAAAG